AGUUAAAGAACCCGGAAAAACAUAUUCUCCUGUCCUUAGAUCAUCUUAAAUAAAAAGCUCUUUCUGUCAGAGUAACACAAAGUAAAGAAAUACGAAGUUAGAGCUUUGUAAUUGCCUUUAGCUAUGCCCACGUCUCCAGUAAAAACCCGAAUUCCUCUCACAAGCUUCGGACAUCUUGUGACAGAAGUGAAGAGGCAGCUGUUUAGGAUUGAGCCCCCCACAUCACUGGAGUUCACUGGCUGGAGGAAGUAUUUCAACAGCUACACACCACAGGGACGACGGAAUUGUGUCUUGGCCACUUAUGGCAUCUUGGUUGCCACGGCAGCUGUCUUCAUGAUGCAUAAGCGAAACAAACAAGAAAAAAUUACAUCUAGCCCUACAGUCUGAAGAAGGAAGAUGUUUUGGUUUGAAGAAGGCAUAUCACCAAACAUAGAUAUAACAUGGAUACAUGCAUACAAUACAGUAAUCAUAACAAAUCUGUUAUAAUGAGUUUUCUGUGACUGUUGUUGUCUAUACAGUAUUUGCAAAAGUUUGCAAAGGUUGGUCAGGUAUUGGUCAGUAAAUAGUUUCACUACUAGAUGUCCCUAUUCAUAUUAUGAAGAAGCUGUCUAAAGUAUUCACUCCUAAAAUGUUUGUGUAAUUGGCAAAAUUCUGUUUUCUUUUGUGAGGGAACCUGGAAUCUGGAUGACUUAGAAAUUACUCAGACAUCUUUAUGCAGGAUACGUAAUUUGAUUUUCAUGUUAGAUUUUUGCUCAAAACGAAAGUCCUUGAACUAGAUGUCUGGUAGUCAUGUGGCAAACUUUACUUAACCACAUCUAAGCAUGUGUGUCAAGCCACAGGUAGAUGUAAACAAAGUAACCAAGUUUAGGGAGUUCAAUUCUCAUGCAGUUGCCAGUUGGAUUGCCAGUUUCUAAGAUGAGAUCCAGUUGUUUAAUCCUAAAAGGACUUUCUCUGAUCUGAAUCGUCACUACUGAAGCAUCUACAGCCAAUCACAGUAAUGGGAAGAAUUCUUUGAAAAUGUAUUUAGUUCAAUUACAGAUUCAGAAGGUCUGCAGAAUACUAAAUACCUUACCUGCAUUAAAAUGUAUUUUGUAACAUUCUGUUAUAUGUGUUAUUCAGAGUACUGUAUUCUGAAUACAGUACUCUGCAUCAUAUUAUAGUGUAAAAAACAAAAUAUAUUUACAAACAGCUUG
This is a messenger RNA of Periophthalmus magnuspinnatus, 1193 nucleotides long. RefSeq names its product ATP synthase membrane subunit K, mitochondrial-like. The coding region runs from base 124 to 387 and encodes 87 amino acids. The record is from RefSeq and is a predicted model, not a curated record. Lineage: Eukaryota; Metazoa; Chordata; Actinopteri; Gobiiformes; Gobiidae. The transcript is spliced from 3 exons.